GCCCGCCUCCUCCUCUUCUCGGCGCGCUCUCACUUUGUUGUCUUGUUUCUCUCGAAACAGCACCGCAACUCGCUUUUGGUCGCCGUGUUGGAAAUCGGAGCCGGCUUGAAAUUGGCCGCUCGCAGCGCUUGUUGCCCGGGUACUUUGCUUCCGAUGGACUCCGCUCAAGUGUAGGAAGGUCAAAAGGCUGCAGGCACAGCAGGAUGGGUGCGCUAAGCGUCCUACUGCUGUUGGCGUGCCUGUUAACUCCCACGUUGGCGCUGAUUGCCACCCCCAACGAGAAGACGUGUCCGGACGGAGACUAUCUUGAAAAUGGAAUUUGUUGCAACAAAUGUCCACCGGGUUUCAAACUCGUGGAAAAGUGCCUUGCCGAGGGGAUGAGGAGUAACUGCACGCCGUGUCCGACUGGCCAGUUUAUGGAGCAAAUGAACUACUCCCCCAAAUGCAUGCAAUGCAAAUCCUGCAACAAGAAGAAGCAUGAAGUGGAAGUAUCCAAAUGCCAACGGCAUCAAAACACUCGGUGCCACUGCGAGGACGGCUACUACACCUUCGUUAUUGACUCGGAGACGACAGAGUGUAUCAAAUGCAAGCUGUGCAGGUCAGAUGAGAGGGAAGUCCAAAAAUGCACGACGGAGAGGAACACUGUGUGCGAGUGCAAGGCGAAUUUCUUCAGAGUGAACGGGAAGUGCGAGCCAUGCAAGAGUUGCGUAGCGGAUUGCAAACAUCUCUGCAAGUCGCUUCCUUCCCACAAUUCAAAGGAUUCUGAAGAGAGUGGAAAUGGAUACCUAGUUCACGUCCUGACUGGAGCAGUGGUUGUGGCCGUGAUGUUGUUGAUGCUGCUCAUCCUUUACAUGGCCACCAAGCGCUUGAUCAAAAAGUCGCCCCUCAAAUCGUCAUCGCAAACGGCGGAGGCAUCGCCAGAGUCGUCCGAGGCCCUGUUUCAGAACGAGGAAGUGUCAAUCAUCGCGGUGAUUGACUGUCCUGAGAGCGCAUUGCUUGGCAAGGCGAAUUCCAAGCUGCCCGACUGUGUUCCGCUGGAGAUCAAGACCCACGACCUCAUCUACACGCUGCUCGACUCGGUUCCCGUGACGCAGGUCAAGCAGCUGGUGCGUUCCCUCGGCGUGACCGAGACGGUCAUCGAACGGGCCGAGCUGGACCACCGCGCCAGCAAGGAGGCCCACUACCAGAUGCUGAAAGCGUGGGCGGACAGCAGCUCGCAAGCUUCCGGCGGCGGUGGAGGAGGCCGAGGCGGAAUGCUGCACUCGGCUUUGCUGCAGGAGCUUUUGCUGAAACUGAAACAUAUGCACCUUGGGGCGGUGGCUGAGGAGCUGGAGACAAAGUACAGCAUUCACUAAAUCUCGGAUGUGUGCCAAGUGGGGGGAAAAAAAAACACACGCACCUGAAUCUGAGUAUUGUUCUCUAUCGGGACCUCAAGGACGAACUGGGAACAUUCCAGAUGGUUGCAGCGCUUGCACGUGGACCAAGAAGGCUUUUGUGGUUUCUACCUUUCGCCCUGAGAGAUCAAAUGGUUGCGGGGGGACCCUUGCGGGAUUACCAGUGACGAUCCCGCCGCGGCCGAUGUGAAGCUGCCACCUGCCGGACGCGGAAACCGAAAUACGCACUGAAGGAGGGAUUUGAAUGCCGUCGCGAAUGGCCACAAUCUGCCGGGAAGUCACACCCAAGUCAUGGUCAAUGUUGUUGAUCCAUAUUUUAGGAAUGCUUGAGAUUCGCGUUUCCGAGGUUUAUUGACCGGGUUGGGGGGAAAA
This is a messenger RNA of Hippocampus comes (tiger tail seahorse), 1766 nucleotides long. RefSeq names its product tumor necrosis factor receptor superfamily, member 1a (gene tnfrsf1a). The transcript has 10 exons. Gene Ontology annotation, cellular component: signaling receptor complex; membrane raft. The coding region runs from base 204 to 1355 and encodes 383 amino acids. Gene Ontology annotation, molecular function: tumor necrosis factor receptor activity; tumor necrosis factor binding. NCBI's taxonomy places the organism in Eukaryota, Metazoa, Chordata, Actinopteri, Syngnathiformes, Syngnathidae. Gene Ontology annotation, biological process: inflammatory response; signal transduction. The record is from RefSeq and is a predicted model, not a curated record.